Molecule: messenger RNA, 2112 nt
Organism: Naegleria gruberi
Lineage: Eukaryota; Heterolobosea; Eutetramitea; Acrasida; Naegleriidae
Exons: 1
Coding region: 1-2112 (703 amino acids)
Biological process (GO): cellular response to calcium ion
Cellular component (GO): plasma membrane
Molecular function (GO): calcium-dependent phospholipid binding
Source: RefSeq, a predicted model, not a curated record
AUGAAUCAAAUAGAAGCAGGGUUAGAACCAAGUACCUCAUCAAAUCUUGGACCAAAAGGAAUUGAACGUUUAGAAACAGAUUUUACCGAAAUUAAACGAAUCACUGAUCCAUCACAAAUUCGUGAAAGAAGAGAAAAAGAAGGUAAAGAACAAGAACGUUUAUCAAAAUUUGAACUCUCCUUUCAACUUCAACCAUUUUAUGGUAAUGAAAUUCCUGAAGAUCACCUGAUUCAAAUAAUUGUUGCUGAAUAUAAUUAUAGUUUAAAGAAAUAUUCAAUUAUUGGAACAACAGAAUGUAUGAAACAAAUUUAUUGUGAGAAUAAGGAGGAACGUAUCAUGUUGGGUGAUUAUAAUUUUGUUAAACCAAUUUCUAGAACUUUUCAAUUUGGUUGCGUUCAGAAAAUGAAAAUUUUCAUUCGUUUUGUUUCACCUAAAGAUGCAAAACAAUUAACUUCACAAUCACAAUCAUUUUCACAAAGUUUUUACAAGUACAAUAAUCAAAUGGGUUCAUCACAUAAUGUACUAGUUGAAAAUGAUGAAUCAGAAUCUUCAAGUAAUUUAUUUGGAAUUCCAAAUCAAAAAUAUGAACUAGUAGAAGAAUCUGAUGCAAGAAUUGUAAUGGAAUCUGAUGAAUUUACCAUUGCUGAUUUAUUAAUGACAGUUCCACACACUGGAAUGUCAACUCGUGAAAUGAUGGAUUUUAGAACUCAUGCUCGUGUUAUUCAAUUCUCUAAACUUCAUAAUAAUUUUAUAAUUGAUAAGAAGAAAUCCGAUGUUUCAUUGGAUUCAAAACUUCCACGUGUUAUUGUUUCAUUGAUAACACCAGCUCCUCGUGAACAUAUUGUUGAGAGAGAAACAACUGAAUCUGGUACUCAAAUUAUUUUGAAGAAUAUUUCUGAAUAUGGUGAAGUUGAAUCAAAGAGAAUGUCAAUUACUCUUCGUCUUCAAAUUAGAGAUGCUCCAAUUCUUGAUAGAUUCUCUUCAAGUUGUUCUCCUUAUUUUAUUGUUUAUAAGGAUGGUGUUAAAUUUAAACAAAGAUUAUACACAAGUGAAAUUAAGAAGAAAUCUCCAAAUUCUACCUAUAGAGUUUUCUCAUUUGGUUUGGAAGGUGAAAGAUCUCUCGAUAAGUCCAUGUUAAUUGAAUGGUGGCAUUUUAAUGAGUUUGGAAAGAAUGAAUUCAUUGGUAUUGUUCGUACUGAUAUUUUAGAUAUGAGAGAACAUCAAACUUGUGAAUUUAAAAUUGUUAACCCAGAUACUCCAAAUGCUUUCCGUGGUACAAUGCAUGUUUUGAAAUAUGAAGAAAGAAUUUGGAUGAUUGAGGAUGUUAAUCAAAAAUUCAAAUCUAAAAAGACUGGUGAAAUGAAAAUUCAAUCCUAUCGCUUAUUUAAGAAUGAUUUCUCAAUUAUGAAUUAUUUGGGUUAUUAUGAAAUGAGAUUGUGUUUUGGUAUUGAUUUAACCUCAACAAAUGGUAUUCAACCAACUUCAAACAAGCGUUCUCUCCAUUACAUUGGUGCUACGAGUGAAGAGAGAAAAUCUCCAAAUCCACUCAAUCCAUAUGAGAAAUGUAUGGUUGGUAUUAUGCGUGCAGUUUAUCAAUAUGGUUAUCAACGCGAAAUGAAAAUGUAUGGUUUUGGUGCUCUAGCUCCAAAUGUUGUCUUUGAAAUGCAAGAGAAGAAACGUGUUGCUCGUGAAUCAGGCAUUCGUGAUGAAAAGACCAUGCUCCACACCUAUCGUAGAACUGUAAAGAAGGUUCUCUUGGGAUUGGAAAAUAAUUUUACCAAAAUUAUUGCUGAAGUUGCUGCUUUUGCUGAACGUUUGAAUCACUACUUUAUCUGCGUUAUUAUUACAGAUGGUGAUGAAGGUAUCAAUAGAAAGUUAACAUUACAACUCUUGAAACAAUCACAACUCUGUGGUGUUUCGUUUGUAUUUGUUGGAGUUGGUAACAAGUCUCUAUUCAAGAAUUUGAUGAGCUUCCAAACCAAUUGUCGUAACGUAACUUUUGUCAAGUAUAAUGAUAAUAUGGAAUUGAAUGCCAUGAAUGCUCUCAGAGAAGUUCAACAACAUGCCAGAGAAUAUUUGGCACAAAGAAAAAUUGUACCAGAAGAGUACUAA